Molecule: messenger RNA, 3985 nt
Organism: Petromyzon marinus (sea lamprey)
Lineage: Eukaryota; Metazoa; Chordata; Hyperoartia; Petromyzontiformes; Petromyzontidae
Gene: MPHOSPH8
Product: M-phase phosphoprotein 8
Cellular component (GO): nucleus; cytoplasm
Molecular function (GO): protein binding
Source: RefSeq, a predicted model, not a curated record
UUGAUUGGCCGUAGGCGAGGGCUUGCGGGGGGGGGUGUCGCGAUGGCCGCUCUCUUGGACUCUGGCAGCAGCGGCGGCGGCGGCGAUGAUGACGCCGCCAUAGCGGAGUCUGCGCGGGAUGUGGACGAGGAUGGUGAAGAGGAGGAGAAGGAAGAGUACGAGGUGGAGAGCAUCGUGGACACCAGGACCUUCGAGGGCGAGCAGCAGUUUCGCGUUCGCUGGCGGGGCUACUCGCCCGAGGAGGAUACGUGGGAACCCAAGGAGAACCUAGGAGGCUGCGAAGAGCUCCUGCAGCAGUUCUACCACAACAGAAAGGCCCUAAAGUUGCACUCCGCCAACGACUCUGUGACAUUGAGCCAUAAGAAAGAAAAUAAAUCUGAGCAAAAAAAUGAAACUUUGGCAUCGCCAUGCAAAUCUCAUCAGCAGAAGAAAAGGAAGAAGAAGAAGAAGAAAGAAAAGAGUGGCGAGAAAGCCAAGUCGAGAGACGAGCAGAGCAGCACAGACCAAACUUCGUCCAGCAAGUCCAAAUCGGCGCAGAAGCACCACCACAAGUCGGAGCGCCGCCACAAAUCGGAGAAACGCAGCAAAUCCAAGCACCGCCAUCAUAUGUCACAGCCAGAGGGCGACUCCCGGAAGCAUUGCGAGAAUGCAGAACCAGCAAAGAAGUCCACAGUGGUGAGGGAGAAGCAACUUGAAAGGCUUUGUCCAAGCCCUGAGGAGGAAAAAAGUGAUUUCUCAUCAAUGCAUCACUCUAACUACAAUGCCAAUUCCAAGAAAGCCAUGGAAAUCGAAGCUACCUGUGCUGUUGUGAAAAUAGAAAGAUUGUCUGAUAAUGAAGAGUAUUUAAAAUCCUACCAAAGCGAUAAACAACGCAACAACAACCUCCCUGGCGUGAGGAAUGUCUCGGUCAAGGUGGAACUAGAUUGGGAGGGCUCUGUGACCUCUGACACUGGGAGUGUCAUUCAUCACAGUGGCGGGAUGCCGAACGUGUAUAGCCAGGAGACCGUUUGUGAAGGAGGGCUUCAAAAUCAAGUUGUUGGUUUGAUGUCACCAGCUUCUGAAUAUUCAGGUGUAAGUCCCAAAUAUAUGCAAUCAAAAUCUAAAAAAACACAAAAACUAAUAGUUGGAUGCAGAAAACUGGUAGUGCUGGUGUAUAGGUUGAAAUUAUCUGCUGUUGAAGGAAACAAGCCAAGUGAAAAACCUAAUAUCUCAGUGCCGAGCGAGUAUGAGAGUGUGCAGGCUGGAGUCAGCAAUGUGCCUGUGAAGAGUCUGUGUGGAGAAAAAUUGGCCGACUCGAAAUGUCUACCAAAUAAAGAAAACCUUGAAGACGGGAAAAUAAAACCGAAAAAAAGAAAAAUGAGUCCAGAUGUUACCAACUCUGUUGAGAGUGAUCCUGAAUUGCACAAAAAGAGACACAAGCAUAAACACAAACACAAAGCACAAUAUUCCAUUGAGCCGAAGAAGAGCAAGAAGGUGAGCUCAGCUGAUGCGGUUUGUGAAAUGGAAGCGGACGUCACUCAGCAGGAACUAGCAGAUGAAACCCUGGGGGGAAAAAACUCUUCGGACGAAAAUAAAGUUUUGUUUGGAGCUUGUGGAAGUUCACUGCAGAAGCUUCAGGAGUCACUUAACCUCGACUUGAUUCAUAACGAUGAGAUGUCCUCUUCCGAGGAGUCCAUCCUUAAAAACCUGGGAGAAAACCCUCCCUCGGGGACAGCGAUGCCAUCGCCGCUGCCUUUAGACGGAGUGACCUGCGACACCAAAACGCAAGCGCUGAAGGCUGUCCCCACGGCAGCGAAGCAGCAGCAGCUGCCCGCUGACUCAAAGCCACGCUCGUUGGACUCCAGUCUACUCAACGAUGUCAUCGGGGACCUCCAGAUGCGCCCGUGCGAGCCAAAGGCCCGGCCCCGCGAGGAGAUGACCUUUGACUGCCUCAGCCUGGAGCAGCUGAGGCGACGGCUUUUCGAGGAGUGUGUGAAUGCCGCUGCGAUGGCGCCGUGCGACGCCAGCGGAGUAGUCGGCAUGGGGGAGUUGCGCGAGGCUGUGCGCACUGGCGACAUGCACACUGUGCGGGCCGCACUCACCACGCAGCCCCACCAAGUCGACCAUGAGGACGGGACCGGCAUGACGUUGGUGAUGCUGGCCGCUGCAUUUGGACACUUGGACAUCCUCCGGUUGCUCAUUCGCAGUGGGGCCAAUGUAAAUGCACGGCAGAAAAAUGGCAGCACGGCUUUAAUCUACGCAGCUGAGAAGAAUCAUCUGAGCACUUUAGCUUUGCUACUGGAGAAUGGAGCCCGCGUGAACCUCCAGCAAAACAAUGGGGAGACGGCUUUAUCGAAGGCCUGCAAGAGGGGCGACGUGGAGAUGGUCCGGUUGUUGCUGGACAACUUUGCUGACUGCAGUGCGAUGUUGGUGCAGCAGAGCGCAACCCAAGCUCAUCAAAAACUGUACACCAACCAGAUUAUUUCUGAGAUGAUUGCCAACAACAGACAAUUGCUCAGCGGUGCGGCGUUGGACAAAAUCCAGGAGUACUUUGAGGAGGAUGUGAAGCUGCUAGAUCCGCUGUUCCCCAUGACGUGCCACCGAGUGGGUGACGGCUGUGAAUGCAGCGUGCAGUUCGAGUACGAGCCAGCCGACGACCCCCCGGCAGGCUCGAGCACGCUGCUUUUCCUGGUGCACUCCUCUACACAGGGCUGUGAGCGCAUUGCGUGCCGCCUCACCGGAGCUUGUGCUGUGCAGGCAGUGGUCCUGAACCAGCACUACCAGCUGCCUCUCUUCCUGAAAAACAACUUUGUAUUUUCAUUCAACCCGGUGCCAGGCAUGAACUCGCUCCUCGUCCGUUUCUCCACAUCUCCUGCGCUGAAGCAGGUGAACGUGAUGGUGUGUGCUCACGCCGUGUCUCUCAACGGCUAAGCAGCCACAGAGGAGCGCUCUGCUAUCCCUCGGUAGCAUUCUCCGCGUGAAGACCCGGGGGCGGCCUGGGUGGUGCAGCGCCUAGCACUCACUCCGCUGCUACUGCACCAUCACCACAACUUCAGAUUCAUUUACAAUCGUGAGAGCCGUGCAAGGGAGGUCCUGCACGCACAGUUCAUGGGUGUUUCACAUUUUAGUUAUAAUCCAGUCAUAAUCCAGCAUCUGGGCCACCUUGUUUAUAAAACUGCCGCAUGUUUACUGUGUUAUGUGAAUAGCAGAAAGUUGUGCAUUUGAACUAUUUCACGAUUACAGAAGUGAGCAAAGUAGUGAUGUACAAUUUGCUUGAUUAUGUAACUGCCAACACCCAUGGUGAUUUGCCUAUAAUUCCUUCACCGUAGUCAUAUUUUAUUAGAUUUACAGCUAAAUGUUACUGUUGUGAAUUUGAAUUUCCCAGUGUGCUGGGCAUGCAUACAACUGCUCACCCCAUUUUAUUUGUUAAACCCAUGCCACCAUGAUUGGAGUUAAUACAUUGUUAACGAUGUUAUUGCCCACUUUUUAUAACAUUUGGAGCAAUGUAUCUUAUGGCUUUUCUUUCAUAUGCAACAUAUGUAAAUCGCCAUCGUGCUUGCUUAAUGUAACAGUAAUAUUUAAAUAAAUUAUUGAUUUUUUUCCCAAAAAAAUAUUUUAUGCCAAGUAAUUUUUACACCUUUGUAUGUCCAUUGCUAGAUGUUGGCCACCCCCACUCCGUGUCAGUUUGCAGUUUGUUUGAUCGCACUUUGGCAGCAAGGUGGCUCGGUGGCAGCACUCGUGCCUCACAGUAACAAGAUCCUGGGGUUUGGGAUAGAUCGCGUAAAUAUAAAUGCGUCGUUAAACCCGCCACCACCCAAAACAGCCAAUUCAUAAGGUUUGUCACGUAAACAAAACGUGCCAAUUACUUAGCACACCCGUGUUGGAGAGUAAACAGCAUUGUGAACGAUUUUCCUCUGUUUUUUCUGGUUUCCUCCCAUAACUCAAGAAUAUACAAUCACUGGCAUUGACCAGAUAUUCUAAUGCUGAGAAAUAAUUGCAAAUUACA